Molecule: messenger RNA, 932 nt
Organism: Chanos chanos (milkfish)
Lineage: Eukaryota; Metazoa; Chordata; Actinopteri; Gonorynchiformes; Chanidae
Gene: mvb12a
Product: multivesicular body subunit 12A
Exons: 10
Coding region: 72-920 (282 amino acids)
Biological process (GO): viral budding; receptor catabolic process; virus maturation
Cellular component (GO): cytosol; ESCRT I complex
Source: RefSeq, a predicted model, not a curated record
UCGGUACCGAAAAGUUGGUAGACUUUCUUCAUUUGGGAUUCAAAGCAUAUAAAAGCGGCUUAACUAGCCAAAUGUCCCUGUAUGAGAACUCUGCUGCCCCCUCCAGGCCAGUGACUGCCAUAGCCUGGACCUCCAGUAGCUCUACCUGCCCAGGACAGUUUACUCUGAUCACUCAGACUGAAGACGGGGCUGCAGCGAGCUUCACCAGGGCUUUUGGCCUCAAGUCUGGGUACUACCUGUGUUACAGCCUGGACUUGUCUGGGGGAAUGGUGGUGUCCGAUGUGAGGGUGAUUUCUGACAAAGAGACGAUCCCUCAUGGUUACUGUUAUAUCCCAGAGUUCCUGGAAAACAGGGCAUCUGUGUGGAAGAAGAAGCGUGUGUGUGUGCGUAUUGUGCCCUCUGACAGCGUCAACACAGCUGUGCUGGACAUCAGACUGACCACCAAGAGCAAGAUGAUGCUACAGCAGUAUACUUGUCUAGGUGACAUGCUGGGGUAUGUGAUCUGGUGUCGGAAGGGACCUUUCUCUGGCCCUGUGCCUAAGGCCAAGCCACGAAGCCUGAGUCUGGAGCUCAGACAGCUGUCCCUGGACGGAGCUACACCACUGCUGCCUCUCAGACAGAGCAACCCCCCGCCUGCUCCCCCCAAGAUGAGCCGUCGCCGUAACAACCUGGAAACGAAGGAGCCUGCGGAGACUGCGUGUGAUGGCAGCACUGUUAUUAGUAUCUCAGCGAUGGAUGGAGUGCCCUUUGCACUCCACCCAAAAUUCGAGGCACAGUCCAAUAAACAGGCACCCCUCACCAGCCUGAGUGACAUUCGCAUUAAGUCGGUGCAGGACAUUGAGAAUGAGUAUAACUACACCUUUGCAGUGGAGGAACUCGCAGCGAGGCGAACUCAAAUCCCAACCCCUGUGUCCUCCUGAGGCCCCCCCCCC